AUGUAUUUGGUCUGCAAUUUUUUGCUUAUAUUAGCUUACUAUCGGUUUAGUUGUUUUGCUAUACAAGCGUAUUUCGCUAUAGCAAAAGAUUCUUAUUUUGUACCAAAUAAGAGUUAUGGCAUAGUUCUGGGUGAAUAUAAUUUAUGUACAAGUCCGACACGAUGCGCACUUUUAUGCUUGAAUACAAUUGAUUGUCAAACAAUUACGUGUAAUUUUUAUACGAAAUUAUGUUCUACAAGCACCACGACAAUUGGAAAUACGUAUAUGUCAGCUGGCAGCAUAACCUUUGUGAUGGUACUUGGAAUAGUAUCAUCGUUUAUAACAACAACAAGCCCAAGCAUAGAUGCGAGUAGUAUAGUAGAUAGAUCAACAACGAUACUAGACUCGUUGGAAAUUUCCACUAGUUUUCGUACAACAAGUAUUGAUUCCAGCGAAACUCAAGAUUUCUCGGCAAGUGACACUUCCAUACUCACAAAUUUCUCGGCAAGUGACACUUCCAUACUCACAAGUGAUACAAGUACAGCUGCUGAGAUAACUAGCACUAGUGGUUCAACAACAACAAGUAUUGAUUCCAGCGAAACUCAAGAUUUCUCGGCAAGUGACACUUCCAUACUCACAAGUGAUACAAGUACAGCUGCUGAGAUAACUAGCACUAGUGGUUCAACAACAACAAGUAUUGAUUCCAGUGAAACUCAAGAUUUCUCGGCAAGUGACACUUCCAUACUCACGAGUGAUACAAGUACAGCUGCUGAGAUAACUAGCACUGGUGGUUCAACAACAAAAGAUCUUUUAACAGGUGAAAUAACUACCGCUGAGAAUUUUCUUAGAAAAUAUGAUGAUGUAGCAACAACAGCAUCUUCAUCAUUAUCUGCGCCUGCAUUCUAUCUUGACACAAACUUCCCCAUCACUUAUACUGAUUACACAUUUGUAUAUCGAGCGGAUACGUCGUCAACGACAAUUGCGUUUGAAUUCGGUGGCGCUGGAAAUGGUUCAUGUUAUUUAGAUGAUGUUCAUGCUAUAGAUGCUUUUGAAGAUGACUAUAUCGAUAACCCGAGGUUUGAUAUCACAUCUGGAUGGAUUGUAAGUGGUAGCGGUGCCAUUGAACAGAAUACAUAUCCACACACACUUAGUGGCUGCUAUAACGGCGCAUCUCAAUCAGAUCUUCGUCAAAUAAUACCAACAUCACCACCACAAACUUUUAAUGUUUCUUUCUAUUUAGCAUGUCCAUAUUCAAUUCAAUUACCUUUUUUUUUCAAAGUUACAAUGGGUCCUACAUAA
Messenger RNA from Didymodactylos carnosus, 1278 nucleotides. The record is from the annotation of a GenBank genome assembly. NCBI's taxonomy places the organism in Eukaryota, Metazoa, Rotifera, Eurotatoria, Philodinida, Philodinidae.